Messenger RNA from Cottoperca gobio, 3195 nucleotides. It is a transcript of the gene sf1, whose product is annotated as splicing factor 1. Gene Ontology annotation, cellular component: nucleus. The transcript has 12 exons. Gene Ontology annotation, biological process: regulation of mRNA splicing, via spliceosome. Gene Ontology annotation, molecular function: zinc ion binding; mRNA binding. NCBI's taxonomy places the organism in Eukaryota, Metazoa, Chordata, Actinopteri, Perciformes, Bovichtidae. The record is from RefSeq and is a predicted model, not a curated record. The coding region runs from base 150 to 2231 and encodes 693 amino acids.
UUUGUGGUUUUCGGUUGGGCGCCAUUUUGAUUAAAGUAAUGUGAGGGAGGAUUGUUGGCGAUACUGUUAGAUAUUUUCUCAAUUUAAACGAAUUUAUACCCGAGUCGACUGACGUUUGACGGAGACUAAACCAUUUGAGGACACCGAAUAUGGCUACGGGCGCAAAUGCAACUCCUUUAGGGAAGUUGCACCCCAGUAUUGGCGCUAAACGAGGAUUUGACGCUGGGCCUGGUGCUGGGAACGGGUUGAUGCCAACACCGGGGCCGCCUGCAGCCUUUCCUUCUAUACAAGCUUUCCAGCCUGCGAUGCCGAGCGCAUCUUUUCCGCAACCACAUCAGUUCAAUCCUGGGACAAAUUUUUCGACCCCGGCUCAACAACAACCGGCUACGGGGGGCGGACUGGCCAAACCAGAUUUCAGUCAGAAGAAAUCAAGGAAGAAGAGUCGCUGGAGCAGCGAGACACCUGAUCAGAAGACAGUUAUACCAGGCAUGCCCACUGUUAUUCCCCCUGGACUGACCCGUGAUCAAGAGAGAGCCUACAUAGUCCAACUGCAGAUUGAAGACCAGACUCGUAAACUGCGUACAGGAGACCUGGGAAUCCCUGUUAACCCUGAGGACAGGUCUCCUUCUCCGGAGCCCAUCUACAACAGCGAGGGCAAGAGGUUAAACACCCGCGAGUAUCGCACACGAAAGAAGAUCGAGGAGGAGCGUCACUCGCUCAUCACUGAGAUGGUUGGCCUCAACCCUGACUUCAAACCUCCUGCCGACUAUAAACCUCCAGCCACCAGAGUCAACGACAAAGUUAUGAUCCCCCAAGAUGAAUACCCUGAAAUCAACUUUGUUGGUCUACUAAUCGGGCCACGUGGUAAUACAUUGAAGAACAUUGAGAAGGAGUGCUGCGCCAAGAUCAUGAUCCGAGGUAAAGGCUCUGUGAAGGAGGGGAAAGUGGGCCGAAAGGAUGGACAGAUGCUGCCAGGGGAAGAUGAGCCUCUGCAUGCCCUGGUCACCGCCAACACAAUGGAGAACGUCAAGAAAGCUGUAGAGCAGAUACGCAACAUUCUGAAGCAAGGCAUUGAGACGCCCGAGGAUCAGAAUGACCUGCGAAAGAUGCAGCUGAGGGAGCUGGCCAGACUUAAUGGCACACUGAGGGAAGACGACAACAGGAUCCUUCGCCCCUGGCAGAACUCUGAGCCACGCAGCAUCACCAACACCACCCUCUGUACCAAGUGUGGUGGAGCAGGCCACAUCUCCUCUGACUGCAAGUACACCAGCUCAUUCGCUGCUCACAGAGCGACGGGUGGCGAGCCCCCUCAGUCAGCCCAGGACAAGGCUCGUAUGGACAAGGAGUAUCUUUCCCUGAUGGCUGAGCUAGGGGAGGCUCCGGUCCCCACAUCUGGUGGAGGACACUCCAACAACCACGGAGGAGGGCCUCGGUCCUCAUCACAAAACAAUAACCAGCCACCACCGCAGAACCGGCCUCCUUGGAUGAACUCUGGUCAGAAUGAUAACAGGAGCUACCAUGGCAUGCAUGGAGGUCAUGGAAGUCAUGGAGGCCAUGGAGGAGGUCAUGGUGGCCAUGGAGGAGGCCAUGGAGGACCCCACAACUUCCCUCCCCCGAUGCCCAGCAUGGGAGGUCCCCCUAUGCCCCCCAACCCCAAUGGCCUGCCUCCCCCCUGGAUGCAGCCUCCUCCGCCUCCCAUGGGCCAGGGUCCAGGACCUCACGGACACCCCAUGGGUCUGCUGCCACCUCCAAUGGGCAUGAUGCCACCUCCACCUCCUCCCCCAAGCAACCAGCCGCCUCCUCCCCCCGCUGGACCUCUGCCACCAUGGCAACAACAAGCUCCACCUCCCCCUCCAACGAGCAGCAUGGCAACCAGUACACCGCUACCCUGGCAACAGAAUACCACCACAACGUCCAGCCCUGGCAGCGGCACCCUGCCUCCAUGGCAGCAGCCCCAGCAGCCUGCGACCUCUGGAGCCCAGCCCCCACCACCCCUGGGUACCCCAUCCAUGGUGCCGCCUCCCCCUGGCGUCCAGCCCCCGUUGCCUCCAGGAGCCCCUCCUCCUCCCCCUCCACCACCUCCAGGCUCAACUGGCAUGAUGUAUGCCCCCCCACCUCCCCCCCCACCCAUGGACCCUUCCAACUUUGUCACCAUGAUGGGGAUGGGGGUACCGGGGAUGCCCCCCUUCGGCAUGCCUCCAGCCCCUCCACCUCCUCCACCUCAGAAUUAACCCUGCCACAGAAGAAUCGUCCUCCCACAAGAGUUUCCACCCUUCAGCACAUUGUGGAUGUGUGCUCACAGAAAAAGUAUAACCAGUGCUUUAUUUUUUAUUGAUCCUGGAUAUUGUGAUGGCAUUUCUGAAACAAUGAAAGGUUGUGUUAGUUAAAUUUGUAAAGUUGCGUAACUUUAGUAAAUGAGUUAUUUUUCCCGUUUUUAAAGUUUGUGUUAACAGAAAGCUCCUUGUGUGCAUACAAACAUUUUUGCUCUCGGGCACAUUCUGCAUUGCUCCCGUAGUUUGUCACAUUUCUUGUAUACCAAAUAAACUGCUCAAAUAGCCGGCCAGAAGAUUAAUAUUUGCUCAACAGUCUCAUCGCUUCAAAUGUUCAAUUCAGACCAUAACACUGCUCUAUUAUUGGAUUUAAUAUAUUGAAGUUCAACUUGCAUGAUCCAUUGUAAACACCUCACUCACAAAUUUAUACUGUUAUGUUCCCUAUGUUGGCUUUGAGUUGAAAUAAGAUUAAUAUUUUUGUAAUAACGAGAUGUGAAGUGUAUCUUAGUUCUGUCAGAAAACCUUUUUGUAGUAACUGUCUCAGAUUGUUUUCCAGAAAUUCCCAGGGUUUUAAUUGUUUUUCUUUUGUUACUUGCCUGCGUCUCAGUUGUGACAUUAAGUUUGAAAAUGGGGACUUGAUGCUGCGAUCUUCCAGCUUCUGACCCCCUGCACUACUUGAAUGCUAAAAAUCUGAUAUACCCUUGUUUUUCUUAAUCUCUUGCUCUGAUAAGAAGCUGUGUGCAGUGUUUGUGUUGCUUCUGCAAGGACAAAAAUAUCAGUUUUGUCCCUCGAAUUAUUAGAGAAGAAAAAUGUUAGUUUUACUCUGUUUUCUGGAAUCAGUCUUUUGUGUUUCUGGCGCUAGCCUGAAUGAAAAGCUGUUGAAAUCUUGCUUGGUUUAACAUUAAACUGAUCCAUUUCACCUUUU